AUUUGGCGGGGAAAGCUUUUUCCCGACUGCUCCCAGAAACUUCACAAAUGCUACUACAAUGACUACAAGAGAAGUUAAAUAUAAUUAUGUGGUGAACAACACCUACACUAUAAAAGUAGUAGCUGGUGAGUUGUUUAAACUUCAACAUCUUGAAAUAAAGAAAGCUGUUUUCCUGGAUCCUGAGAGACAACAAAUCAGGAAGAACCAUACUGAAAGAUCCUACUUUGAGUAUUAUAUGCUUGGAAUAAGAUGCCCGGAUUCUGGUACUUGUGCUACUCUAGCAUUGGAACCUGAGACUGAUGAGAGACUUGUGGAUCUAGCAGCCCAGUACAAUACUACAGCUCCGGGUGGGUAUGUAGCUAUGACGUAUACAGAGGAGAAGCGAGCUAUCCGUCCUGUAAUGAUAGAGGAUCGGAUACUAGCGGUAGAACAGAAGUUCUUCUGUGAUAGAACCACAGAGAAAACUGUUACUUUAACAGUUACGGAUAGUCAGAAUACUCCUAUGACGGUUAAAAGCUCUACCAAGAAACUAAGCUGUGAGUUCCCUGUAUCCGGUGUACUAGAUCUAACUCAGAAGAAUGAGAAGAAUAUUCAGAAUAAUACCUGGACGUAUAUCAAAACAACAGAAACCAACUGCACAGAUUGCUAUUCUCUGAGAGAUCCUAAAACAGGAAAAUUGAAGACUCGAACGUAUUUGGCAAGUCUGUGGGCUCGAGUUGGGGAAACUAUUAGGUUUCAUGUCAGAUUCACAAAGGGUUCCCAUAUGAUAUUCUCUUGGUAUCUCAACGAUCAGACGAAUCAUGUCAACUCUGAUGAUGAAUAUUGCUUUGCGGAUUUGGUUGGAGAAAAUGCUUUAGCUCAAGCAGAAGUUGAAAGUCAGAAUAUCACGUGGGAUGUGGGAGACACUGUCUGCAUUUUCCCUUUCCGGUUUAAGAACGUACUGUAUUAUGCCUGCACAAACUUAACUAUAGGAGGAAGUGAGGUGUACAUGUGUGCUACAGAAGUAAAUUUAGAUAAUAAUCCUAUAACGAUGAGCCUCUGCACCAAACAAUGUCCAAUACAAGUACCCCGGCCGGAGGAAACUGGAUUGACGAAUACAACAAGUAUAUUAAAAACUGUAGUCGAGGGACAAACUAAGUUUGAGAGUACAUUUGUUCAGUCAAUAGCUACAGAGAUCAUUCUAGACAGAACGUUUACCCUGCCCGGGUAUACUUACAACCUAACCCUGAAGAGUAGGAACAUGCAUGAUAUAACAGAAGAUAAUUUAAUUAUGAUCUGGACAAUAUACUGCGCUAAUCCUGUCAAACCUGAAGACUGGGAGCUCAGCUAUCCACCUCAACAUCACUUCGGAAAAAUGUUUAAUAUAACUCUGAAAGUAAAACCUAACGUUCCAUUACCCACCCGGCCUAAAAUACGAGUUUAUGCAGUUAUAGGAUAUCCUAAUACUGCCAGCACUGCUAUGCGUCGCUGGGACCACGCUCCUUUCAUAUCCAUGCAGCUGCCUAACUACGCGGUCAAAUUCUCCAUCCGAAAUGACAAAUCUGAGUAUGCGAAUAAAACAACUGCGGCCUGGUUUGCUAAACAAUCAGUGUUAACCUUGGCAGAUGCUCCACCCGUCCUCUACGAAGAAUAUGAAUUUAGGUAUCUUGGAGUAGAGAACCCAGAGGAGCAAUGUAUUCCAUCCUGCACAACAGGGGUUAAUAGAGCCCAGGGAACAUUUUCUAAAACCACAAAUCUUAAAGCAGGUCCAUCGGGAGAAAUUGGUUUGGGCCAAACUGGAACCGAAUAUGAUUAUCGAGAAUUUACUCUCCAAUUUCCAACCAUCAAAUAUCCGGGAUCUUAUGCAUUCACGGUUGUCAUGUGGAAUGGAGUAUCAGAUUUGAGAUAUAGUAGUUCCUGGAACCUCUCUCAGCCAGAAUACUAUCCUGCUGAUAUGUCCCUCCUACUACCUGGAGGACCUGGAUAUAUUCAUAAGUCCGGGAAGGAUGAAGAGUACUGUUUACAAUUUCCGAACAAAACUGAAAUACUUAAUGCAAACGGCUCUACGACCUGCUACUCGGGACAUGAUAUUGAGAUUGUGGAAAAAUCAUUGCAUAAAUGGAACCUCAACUGGGUUGAGAUAUUUCAAAAACUGGAAACUCCCUUCGAAGGGGAGCUGAGCUACGUCUUGCCGGAAGAAGCCCCGAAUGAUAUUGUCCUUUUAGACUUUGUCAAGCCAAAGUUCUAUAUGCCCGCUCAGGCUCAUCCAAACUUUAAGCUUUCUAUUUACAGAGGAACACCUCGAAAAAUUGCCUAUAGUUUUAACUCUACUGAAGUGGGGGGAUAUAACCCUGAGUUUUGUUAUAUUGAUUGGCCUCCUGGAAACCUGAUGGAUCCUUGUAUCUAUAAAACCUGUCCAGAUCAGGAUGCAGCCUAUGCUGGAUUCACACAAAAACUAUCCUGGAACAUUCAUCAUUGUAGUAAUGUAUCUGAAGGAAUAUAUAAUGUUCAGCUAGGAGCCUGGAAUAUUCUAGAUGGAUGGAUAUGGUUGGAUAAACCCUUCCUUGUUGAGGUAUUGGAACAAAUUGGUCCAAUAUUUAUCGAUGAUUUCAACAUCAUUAAUGAUUACAAUGAGACCAAAGAAUUUAAUAUAAGAUUUGGUAAAAUGGGAAGAAAAACCUGUGUUACCAUAGACUGGGGAGAUGGAUCCAAAUUAAACUAUUAUGGAAAUCCACUGAGCUGUAAACAAAGAUACACAGACAUAACAGAAGAUAUGGUCAAAGCUAUUGAUUAUGUGGGAAAACAGUUUUAUGAAGAACAUGUCUACAACGUCAGAGGACUUUUUGAAGUAACUGUCACAGGGUUUGACGAAAGAAGUUUUGCUGAAAAGAUUCUCCCAGUCACAAUAUUUAGAAUGCCAUGUAAGGUGCCAAAAGUGUGGUUGCCAGUCAACGAAACUUCUUGGCUCCGACCUGAGAGAGUUCCCAAAGUGUUUAGAUCCAAAUCCUAUCAAGUUGCAUCUAUGACCAUUCUAGAGUGUAAUGUAACAAUAGUUCCUAUCAUGGAAUGGAAAGUAUUCUCAGUUGCCAUUAAAAAAGAUCCAAGUUCUCAAACAGGAUUGAUUGAGGAGUUAACUGAGAUACAGAUCAAUGAUACUGUUCCCACCUAUCAAUCAUCUGUCAUUGAGAUCCCUCCUAACAUUCUAGAGUUUGGUUUGUAUAAACUCGUGUUCAAGCUGGAUAUCCCUACCGGGGUUCCAGAUUUACCCCUUUUUAGGCAAGCCCACACCUACUUUAACAUCACGAAGAGUCCCUUAGCUCCUGGUUUUAUUAAGGGUAGUGUAUCCAAGGUUACCCGCGGAUGGGGGCAGACUGUAACUCUAGAUGGAAAAGAGUUCAGUAUCGAUCCUGAUUAUCCAGAUGAUAAGAACUUUAACUAUACUUGGUUCUGUAGGAACGAAAUAGAAGAGUGGAAUGCUAUUUUCCAAUUUGACAGUGAUUUUAAUAAUAUUGAUGAGGAUUUCCCGUUAUUUAUUCCAUCCCAGGCGCAAAGAAUUCCUAAACCAGGAGAUCCAGCGAUAAUGUUGCCUGAACCCAACUCUGGUUGCUUUGGUAUGGGACCUGGUGGAAUGAGAUGGACUUCAAACAAACUGGUUUUUAACACCUCCAGUUUACUAACCUACGCCCAGGUUUAUGAAGUUGCUCUGAUCGUGAGUAAAGAUUAUAGAAUAGCUCAGACUAGCAUUAAGAUUGAUGUUGGAGUUCUCCCAGCUCCUGUGGUGGAAAUAUCCUGUGCAAGCGAGGGUCUGUGUACACCAACUCUAGGAGGAAUCUUUGUCAACCCUACCUCAAGGUUAGCGUUUAGAAGCAACUGCAUAGAACAGUGUGAAGGUGGAAAAUUGUCUUAUAACUGGAAUAUCAAGCUGGAUACAGCCAAGUAUCCAUUCCGCUUGAAAACUGUCUCUUGUGAUCCUGAUUUAACAACAACCACUACUACAACAACAUCAACAACAACAACCACUGUAAUUACAACAACAACGCUACCCCCGAUCUUAAAAAUUGAAUCUUCAACAUUUAUAACAGCUGAUAACCUGCCAGUGAUGGCUACCGAAGCAGCGGACGGAUCAUACGUGAUUGUAACCUUUGGAGACUUUACUGCCCGGAAAAAGCGACAGAUCAGUUUCACUUUAGGGGAGGGUUCCCAGUCAGUUGAGGAAUUAGGAUUUGUCGGACCACAGCAGUUAAUUCCUGAUAAAAUAGAUGUUGGUUGUUCGUCUGUAUUCACUACAGGGAUCAGCAAGAGUGAGUUUUCAAUUACAACCGAUUUUUUUAAAAUGAAUCCUACCAUUAAAUCCUUUUCCCUUGAGUUGAAUAUUACUAGAUGUAUUGAUAAUGGAAGAAAAGUAUCUUGCAGCAGCGGUGUCUCAACACUAAACAUUAUUAUCAAUGAUCCUCCAUAUAAGGGAGUGUGUACAGUUGCAAAUCUUGGAGUAACAGAGGAAAACAAUCCGUCCGCCCCUGGCUUUAACACAGCUUUACUGGAUAUAUUCCACUUAAAAUGCUCAGGAUGGUCGGAUCCUAACAAGCAGUCCAUCAAAAAAUAUGUUUUUAAAAUAACUAAAACCACGGCCCGUGGUAAUGAAACAAGUCUUCUGUAUUCUGGUCCACUGGAUAAUACUAAAGCUGUAUUUGGAUACGGAAAAUUCUAUCUUAUUGCUGAGAUCUGGGAUGAAGCUGGAGCGUUUGCUACCUACGUCAUAGAUCCAGCGUUCCCUACAAUAUUACCAACCCGGGCUGCAUAUGAAGCUUUUCCCUAUGAUGAAGAAAUUAAGAAAUAUCAAGAUACUGGGGAUACUUCUAGAACUGCAAUGCUUCUCCAGGCUGAGUCAAGUGUACGGCAAUCUGCAAACUGGUUUAGUAUUGAGAAUAUGGCGGGAGAUGUAUCUAGAGCAAACAUGUCUAUAGCUGCUGGACAACAAUAUGAUGCACUGCUCAGAGAUCUAACAAAUUCCAACACGAAAAUGAUUGAAAUUGCAGCCGACACUUUAGAAUUUAACUCUAUAGAAUCCCUGGAUCAAGGAUCAAGCACUCUCUAUACAAUCACUAGUCAACUGGUGAAGGGAGGGGAUAUUUCUAAAACAUUGGACAUGAAGGGAAGAGAGGCUGCAGUAAAACUGAUAGAUAAAAUGAACACUGGAUUUCAGAAGCUCCAAAUCUCUGAUCCUAACAAACUCAAAUCCUUCAUUGAGGGAACAACAGGAUCAAUACUUGCUAUUCUAACCAGCUUAAACACUGUUUUGUAUUCCAACGACCCAGCUGACCUGCCGCUAACAGAUCUUGAUGCAGCGGCCAGCUUGCCGUACGAUACAGAUAUUCCUGAUGGUGACGCUGAUAUACCCGAUGAUAAGGCGGUGGCCUUCCAAUUGAACACGAUGAGGGUGACCAGGAUGAACUCUGUGGCCCAGGUCAAGGUUAUGGUUGAUCUAGUGGAUGAUAUGGCAAAGAAGGCUAUAACCUCUCAGGUGGUUGGAGAGGUUAUGGAUACCAAGGCACCACUGGGAGUAGCAAUUAAAUUAGCAAAGGUGUCUGGAGCUAAUACUAUCGGGAAGGAUAUGAAUGGAGACGGUAUACCGGAUAAACCUCUUGUCUAUACUUUCAAGGAGAGUGAAACAAGGGUUGAGUUUCCUCUAAACUUCUGCCCAGGCAAACUCUUCGAAUGGGUUGAAGGGUCCGGAGAUGAUAGAGUAAGAAAAUCCUCACUUCACAUGACACCAAACCAGAUUACGUUUCCUUGUAUUGGAACCUGGGGAAUUGCCAUCAAAGAAUGGCAAGUUAUUAAACAGGCCUACCCUGUAUCUGCUCAAAACUUGAAUCGACUAACGAAGACGAUAGAUGUUGACAUCUAUGAUGAAAACUCUGAUAAAGUUGAUGUCAAGCUUCCAUCUAACGUCUCUAUAAAGAUUACUAUCGGAAGGAUGAAAGAGAAGGAUAAUACUGGUUUAGGAAUUCUAGCUAUGCCCACAGCAGUCAAUAUUAAUGUUACGGACAACCUUGAAACAAUAAACAAGCGUAAGCGGCUUCCUAUUCUCUAUCAUCAAGUCGAGGUGGAUAAAUCCUACGCAACUGUAAACUUUCAGAUUAAAGGAUUUAAUGUUUUCAGUAACCUGGCUGUCAUGGCCAAGUUUGGAAGCAUGAUGGUGGACAAUGAUUGUGAUUUUAUUCAGAGAAUAAAUGAUGUCAAGAAAAGGGACGGAGAAUGGGUUGAUUGGUUUAUUGGUGUUGAUCAAAUCCAGAACAGGACUGGGGAUUGGUAUUUCGGAGUAGUUGCUCUAGCUAAUGACGUUCCGGAUACAGUUUCUGUAAAUAAAUCCUGCUCUGAUCUUACCAAGAGUCAUCUCUUACCUAACUUCAAUACUUCAGAGUAUACAAUCAGAAUAUAUAUUGGAGGCUGUUAUUAUUUCAAUGUUUCAACAGAAGCCUGGGAAGGAACUGGAGUGGAGGUUGAGGGUAAGGGAGAUAAUACAAUAUCCUAUUGUAAAACAAACCAUUUAACCUCAUUCGGUACUGGAUUCUUCACCGCUCCGAAUACAAUAGAUUUCGAAUUCGUUUUUACAGAAUUCGAUCUACAGGAUAAUGUUACAAUAUUUAUGGUUAUACUCGUCACCAUCAUUUUCUUCCUGAUCAUCCUUAUUUGGGCGAUACUCAAGGAUAAGAAAGAUAUAAAAGACCAAGAGCCCCACUGGAUGAAUGAUAAUCUACCCCAGGAUCAUUAUAUCUACGAGAUCUUAGUGCAGACCGGUCCAAUGCUCUCCCAUGGGACGGAGUCUAAGGUUCAGUUUAUCUUGACAGGAGAGGAGGAUGAGACCCAAAUAAGAACCCUCAGCGAUCCAUCAAAACAAUUUUUUAAAAAAGGAAGCUUGGAUACUUUUGUUAUGACAACUGAUAGGUCCCUAGGAAAUCUGCAGUACAUAAAGAUCUGGCAUGAUAACAGUGGUAUAAGAGAAAUGCAACCCUGGUAUUUAGCAUAUAUAAUUAUCUACGAUAUUCAAACUGGAGAGAAGUACAGAUUCCUAGCAGAUAGAUGGCUCGCGAUAGACAGGGACGAGUUUACAUCAGAAAUACAGGUUCCAGUUUCGUUAGUGGAUGGAGAAGCAGAUGUUUCAUUCUUAUUUAGAACGGGUCUGUUUAAUAUCCUGAAAGAUGAUCAUGUCUGGUGGAGCGUGUUCUCCCGUCCUAUCCGGAGUAGGUUUACUAGAACCCAGAGAGCUUGUGUUAGUAUGGCAACCCUGUACCUUGCUCUCCUCACUAAUGCUAUGUGGUACGGAGUAAAUGAUGCAUACGUUGGAACUUCCUUUGGAAACAUUGCAAAUAUUUUCUCCUUAACCUCAUCAGAAAUACAGAUCGGUGUAUUCUCCAAUAUCAUCAUCUUCGUCCCCGCUAUCAUCAUGAUCAUGCUCUUCCGUAAAGCUGGUGCUCUGAGUAAAGGAAAGAAUAGGAUUGAUAAAACUAUAGAAAGAGCUGCUGCCGAAGGAAAGAUAGUGCUACCAGAGAAAACAUAUCAUAGAACAAAAGAAGAAGAAGAUGAAAAAAAGACUGGAGAUUGGCCGUCCUAUUGUUACUUUAUAGCCUGGAUCUUUACAGUACUAUUUAUCCUGGGUGGAAUGGGUAUGGUGGCCAUGUAUGGUCUCCAGUUUGGAAAUGAGAAAACCUACGGCUGGUUUACAGCAAUUACAAUCAACUUCUUCUGGAAUGUUUUUGUGGAAUCUCCAAUCAAGGUUCUGAUAGUUGCUGGAUUUAUUGCUUUGGUACGAAGAAAACCCAACUGGAACCAAGACCAUCUUGAUGCUGAUCAGGAGCUACCAACAAUAUAUUUUGAUCCGGAAGCAAUAGACAAUGCUCGCCCAUCUAAACCUAAAGCUGAGGUUCCAGAGUUUGAUCCUGCCUACCUUGAACCUCUCAGGUUCCGACGAGUACAGGAAGGAGAAAUGAACGCAACCAUUCAAGAAAUUUUAGUUUAUCUUGUUUACCUUGUUAUCGUGAUUGCUGUAGCUAACGGGAACAGAAACCCUAAUUCAUUCUACAUGAAGGAUAUGUUAGCAACCACUGUUGUGCAUGGUGGAUUGCUGUGUAGUAGACCCGACGGUAUACCCUGUGAUCCCGACGAAGAUCUAAAAGUAUUCCACAAUCCGUACCUUCCAGGAGAACAUGAAGUUCCGUUCUCAUUCGUGGAUUUUAUGCAGGUUCGAGAAGUCAAUCAAUUUUGGAUGUGGUUCAAUGCAACCCUGAUACCUAAUGUGAGAGUACAGAGCUGGUAUAACGAUGAUCCUCCGUAUGGACUCAGAGGAUAUCUGGAUGACCGUGUGAACCGAUUGAUCGGAUACGCAGUUGUGCGGCAAGUGCGCGAGAAGAUUGGAAAUUGCCGCGCUCCUCCGCAGAUGAGAGAUUAUGUGGAGAGCUGUACGGGAGAUCUGGAAAUCCCAUUAUUAGAGGAAGACGACAGAACCUACUGUCUGGGUUGGAAACCGGUUAUUGCUGAAGAUUGUGUACGGAUGCGUGAGUUUCAGUACAUUAGUGAAACCAAGAGAGAAGCAUCAGCUACUAAGGGGGUUUACAGAUCAUACAGUGGGGGCGGAUAUGAACUUAAAAUGAAGGGCAGUAUUGGUGAAUUGAAGGAUAAGAUUGAGGUUCUACAGAACAGUUCCUGGAUAGAUAAUAGAACAAGAGCAGUUAUGGUAGAAUUCUCUGUUUUCAAUGCACAGGUAAACCAGUUUGGAGUAGUUAGAAUCCUCGCUGAGUUUGUUGGAGGAGGGUUAAUACCAACCUAUAGGAUAGAUGUCAUUACUCUCACCAAAACAUACGAUUUCGGGGGAUACAUCACUGCUAUUGCAGAGUUACUGUUCGUGAUCUCAACCUUCUACUACCUUCUCAACGUGAUCCUGACUCUAAAGAGUAUGGGGUUGAGGGAUUACUUCAAGGAGUCCUGGAACGUGGUGGAUAUCCUCACAAUAACAGUCUCAAUCCUUACCAUCGGAAUUUGGGGAAUUAAGUAUAUUCGAGUAGCAGUAUUCACCCAGCAGAUUGCUAAGACAGGAGGAAAUGAUUAUGUUCCAAUAGAUUCUGCACAGAGUAUAAAUCUAAUCUAUGAUUACUUAUGCUCUCUCACUGUAUUCACAUCUAUGCUUAAACUCUGCAGGCUUCUCAGUUUCCAAAAAGCCUUCAGACAGAUCGCUGCAACCAUCAAGCUCUGCUUCAUAGGACUCUCAACCUUCAUCGUCGAGUUCAUCAUCGUGUUCGGAUCCUUCUGCUGCUUCUUCUUCUUCAUGCUCUCCGCCUACCUCUCCAACUUCAGGGAUAUGUUGAGGACAGUGGAGAAUACUCUCGCCAUGGCCAUCGGGAAGUUCAACUUUGCCAGCUUGAAGGAGGCCAGUGAGAUGGCGGCUUGGAUUUUCUUCGCCUUCUCAAUUGUUGUAAACAUGAUCCUGAUCAAUAUGAUGAUGGCUAUCAUCAACAUGGCCUUCGAGGAGAUCAAGAACGAAAAAGAGGCUUUCCAGAACAAGUUUGAGAUCAUUGAGUACAUCAAGAGAUCGAUUAAAGAGUUAACUGGAGUCAGGCCUGCUCAACGAGAUCUCCCAGUUUUCAAGAUUGAUAAACCCGAGGAGGACGGAGAGGUGAUACCAGAAAUAAUCGAGGAGGAUCUGGACAACGGAGAGAAACCAAUCAGUGUUGAGUUCUCCGACAAGACGAACCAGCUCCUGGAGUAUAUUGAGAAGACGUAUCUUAGUGGAUUCCCACCACAGGACGGACAGAAAAUAUUAGAGAAGAUGAGGCUAGCGGAGAAUACUAAUAAGGCGAAAGUGAUGGUUUAUGGAUUCGACAAUAUAUUUGGCGAAGGACCAACUCCUACUCCUAGUAUGUUGGGAGGAGUAGGAGAGGAGGAUGAGGAGGUAGAUAUGGAGAACAUGGAUCUUAUCAAUUUCGACUCCCAGUCCCUCUACAGCAAUGCAAGCAAUGUGGACGGGAUGAAUAUUUAAUCCUGGAAAUCUACCAAAAUGCUGAAAAUUAAAAAAAUAUGACAAAGUUUGUAUAAAACUGGUAAAAAUGGUUUCUUCAGUGUGAUAUUAUAUGAAAAAUCUAAUUAAUAUGUAGCAAUAAAUUGAUCUCAAUAAAUCUUUUUUUAUUUUG
Molecule: messenger RNA, 10160 nt
Organism: Eurytemora carolleeae
Lineage: Eukaryota; Metazoa; Arthropoda; Copepoda; Calanoida; Temoridae
Exons: 57
Coding region: 59-10009 (3316 amino acids)
Biological process (GO): detection of mechanical stimulus
Cellular component (GO): membrane
Molecular function (GO): protein binding; calcium channel activity; calcium ion binding
Source: RefSeq, a predicted model, not a curated record